CUGGAAGCCCAUUGAAGACUACAUCGACGGAACUUUUGAACAGUACUUCAAGGAUGAGUGUGGUCUCAAUCGAAAGAACAUUCAGGACAAUCGAGUUCACUGCUGUCUCUACUUUAUCUCUCCCUACGGUCAUGGGUAGGUCCCCUACUCCACUUUUAAUGAAUGCUACUGCAAGCCAUCAAAAACCUUAUGAAUUUUGCAGUCAGGGUCCUUCCCCCCAUUUCGUACCUAGACAAUGUCACCCGUUAGCACUCGACAGGGGCCGGAAUGCGUACUGA
This is a messenger RNA of Dibothriocephalus latus, 278 nucleotides long. NCBI's taxonomy places the organism in Eukaryota, Metazoa, Platyhelminthes, Cestoda, Diphyllobothriidea, Diphyllobothriidae. The record is from the annotation of a GenBank genome assembly.